This is a messenger RNA of Pungitius pungitius (ninespine stickleback), 9411 nucleotides long. It is a transcript of the gene nat16, whose product is annotated as N-acetyltransferase 16. The record is from RefSeq and is a predicted model, not a curated record. The transcript has 6 exons. Lineage: Eukaryota; Metazoa; Chordata; Actinopteri; Perciformes; Gasterosteidae. Gene Ontology annotation, molecular function: acyltransferase activity, transferring groups other than amino-acyl groups. Bases 437 to 1447 code for a protein of 336 amino acids.
GGGGAGGGCUGCGGAGUUGGGCUGCUCCAGUGAGUCCAGUACGGAGGCGCUUGACGUAGGGUACUGGGAGAGGCGGGGCUUGUGCUUUUGGCAUCGAGUCGCGAGCGAGUCGCCCCUACACAGCCGGUUCGCCCCGUCUUUCAUUCAUCACCGGAACUGUGCAGCUCGUGCAUCAAGCCCGCCAUCUAGUCUCCUCCGACCGCCGACACCAAGGACACCACCGCCGGCCAUCAUCUGCGGCGGGGCUGCGUGGGAAAAAUGACAUGGAGCCUGCUAUCACGCAACAGAGCGGUUUGCUUAUGUCUUUACGUCAGCAUGGAGCCUACUGGCAUGAAGCACUGGAGCCAAGGACCUUCCAAGGAGACAUGAAUGGUUUUGGUGUCCAUGUUCUCAUCACACCCAGCAGGAUAAUCUACCGAAGACAUGUUAUUUCAAGAUGAAGAUCGAUACCAGCCUGACUAUGCUCCAGCUCCCAGAGGCCCUGUCCCAGGCAGGCCUCCAGUUCUCUGUGGCCACUGAGGAGGAUUUUGAUGAGAUCAUGGCCAUGAGCCAGGACAUCUAUGGUGGCCUUGAUUACCUUCCCACUCGAUACACCAACUGGCUGCAGGAGACCAACCGCACAGUCAUACUGGCUCGCAAGCAGGGAAAAGUGAUUGCUCUGGAGUCUGUCUGUGUGAUUGAUGAUGGGGAGACUAUGCUGGUGGAAGGUCUACGUGUUGCCCCUCAGGAAAGGGGAAAGGGGGUGGCAGGAGUUCUUCUUCGCUUUUGCUCCGAGCUGGUCAAGACCAAGUACCCUGAUGUCAAAGUAACCCGCUUGACUCGUGAUGAUCAGCUUGGACCCAAGGACUUCCAGAAGUAUCGUCUCAUAACCAAGCAGGGUAUUCUGUUGGUACGCUUCCGAGCAGAAGACCUCAAGCUACGUCUGUCUGAACUGGGUCUGAGUGGAGACAUCCAAUCCUCUCUGUCCACCUCCUCCAACCUUCCUCAGGUGCAUCUUGACCCCUCAGCUGUCCAACGGCUGUAUUUGACCACUGACCUGAUGCAGGGGAUCCUUCCGAAUGCCACCAUCAUUCAAGACUGGCAGCCAUUCAAGCUUCUGCCCAGUAACAUGGGUAUCCUGCUGAAGAAGGACAUUGACUGGGUCGUCGAUGAUGUGUCCAACCCUAUCGUGGCCAGUCUCUGUACCUUCCCUUUCAGAGUGCCCAUUGGAGAUGACUGGUAUUACCUGAACAUUGACAUGUUCGGUAAAGACCUGGACCUGGUGCGGCAGCAGUUCCUUGGCCACCUGCAACGCCACACUGCCACCCUGAAGGGUCACGUGAUGUGCCAGAUGUUCCUGGACCCACCACUCUGGAAGUCCAUGGCUGAAUACUGUCGCAACACCUUGAGAGUUGAGCUGGUGAAGGAGUACACCGAGCAAUGCGUGGUGGAGUCAGACGUUGUCUAGUUCCAGAAGGUGGAUGGAAAUGAGUAGAGGAUGAAGGAGCCGGAAAGGAAUGAAGAAAAGGGUCUAGACAACAAGGAAUGGAUCAGAGUGCAGUCAGAUCUAACAAUACAUAAAUAAGUACAGAGAGUGGACAUAAAACCAUUAAAACAUCAUGUAAUCCUCUACAAUAGGUGUUGUACAAAUGUACACAUUUUUCAAAAUUAUAAUAUUCAAUCGGUGUUAGAGGUGUUGAUGCAACUUUAUGGUCAUUUUGAACUAUUUUAUGCUGUAUAUAAUAUUUUGGACCCCCAAAGUGUUUAGGGAAAAUGAACGAAAUAGGAUAAUCAUCUUUUAGUAGACUUUGAUGAGAGUAGAGCAACUGACCGAGAGACCGCACACUCAUGCUACAAGGUGUUUUGUUAUGUAACACUGUAAACUGUAAACAAAUAUGAAACCCCAAACUCAUACUCAUACCAAUCUGAAAUGUGCUCCAAGAGUAAUCAGACACAAUUCUUAUAGACAAUUGAUGAUUGGGAACGCACUAUUAAGACUGUGUAAAUUUAGCAAUGUGUUUUGGACCAAAACAUUGCUGAUGUGACUGGAAACUAAUCCAGUCAAUUCAACAUCACUAUGAACUAUGGCCUGAAAAAUGACUAUAGCGUUAAAUCAUCACCAUAUAAGCAUAUCUUAAGUUUUAUUACAAUGAUUACAGGGUUGUUUUUUUUAUGUCCUCCCUCUGUAUGUCGCAUGACAAGGGAAGAUGUAACAAGAUUGAUGAGCUUGAGGAGGCUUUCUCACACCGGUAGCAGUGAUGUAACCUAAAAUCUAAAAAAACAUACAACAAGCAAAUUCUAUUCUUUAAAGAAAAAAUAAUGAAGUACCCUGAGGCGAUCUCCAACCUUUCACCUCUGUUUUUUCUGUAAAUACGAACCUUCUAAAUAUGUACACAAACUUGAGUUGGGUUACUAAAUCUGCACAACUCCGAAGGCACUUUAUUAAAAUUACACAGACAAGUAGUGUCAACAUCAGAAUAAAAAAGAAUAGUUCAGGAUCAAAUAAGGGUAAUUUACAGAUCCCAUCCCUCUACUGUUGAUGGGUGCCUCUAAUAACUAGAAUUUAUUUAGAAACAUUACCAAUACAUCUCUGCAGAAAAAACAAACAAAGCCUGUUAUUGAAAUGAACAUGCUCAAUCACAAUAUGUCAAUUUAUCCUUAGGUAUGGUCAAGUCUUAGCUUUUGUCUUUUUAUUGUUUCAAAGCUUUUACUGUAUAUAUAUGUUACUAAUUUAAUUUUUUCACCUAAAUGCUGCAAUAAGAUUUUAACAUAAAUGAUUAACUUUAAUCCUAUCAUAUGUUUUUAGGUUUACUUUGUAACAUCUGCCUCUUGGGACUACAGAGGAUAAACUGGCACAUUCACAGCAAUGUUUAAUUAAUGUGCACUGUCCCAUCUCAGAUAAACCAAUAAAUAAAUAAACUUCUGAAGCUGUAAGUUAUAUCUAGGCUUACUUUUGUAGAUUGUUAGCAUAAUGCCAAACAAAAUGCUAACGCUUGAAAAUGUUUAAAAGACUACUGUGCAGUUUAAAAAAUGGCUUAAGCUAACGCAGAGAGAAGAAAUAGAGGGUAAAAUAACUGCAUGUUAAAAUUAACGGGGUUAUAUUUAUGUUUAAACCAUCACUAAAAUCAUCUGGUGAACAGCUUUGGAUAAUUGUCUUCACAAUGAUGAUACAAGACUAGUGUUAAGAGAAGCUUUGGCUAUGGCAGUGUCCAUUAAAAUGAUAACUGCAUAGCUGUAGGGAUGCCGGUUGGUGUAAUGGUCCACUACUUUUUUCUAGAACAAAAUAUCCAAAUAACUGCAUUGCCAUGAAAUGUGUUACCGACAUGCAUGGCCCCUGUAAGAUCAAUCCUUAUGACUCUGUUAGUCUGAAUUUUCACAACACCACUCAUAGGUUCAAGUUUUUGUUUAAUUUAGUAAGUUUAUUCAUGUUUGCCUCAGUCAUUUUUAUUGACUUUGGCGAUCCUCUAACUUUUCCUUUAGCGCUAUCAUCAGGUCUACAUUUCCAUUUGUCCAAUUCUUUUAGUUUAUGGUCAAACACCUGUGAACAUUCCCAUCUGCCUUAGAUUUACAUUUAUUUUGUCAAUGCUAAUUCUGCAUGCUAAUAUGCUAACGUAAGAUGGCAAUAACGGUAAACAUUCAACUUGAAAAUACAGUUCAUUCAUUUUUACAUUGGUACAUUAGUAUUACGCUUGAAGCAUGGCUGUUUAAGCUAAAGCCUCACAAAGCUGCUAGCAGCAUUAGACCUGCAAUUGAUGCUUAUUGUAUGGUUUUAUUUGCAGCCAAUCACCUCGAGCGUUCUUUUGCAGUAACAAAACUGCAAAAGUGCUGAGCUAACGUUAACAUUAGAGCUAACAAUAACCAGCGGAGUUGAGCACUACCCUUUUGUGGCAUUGUGUCUUGGCCCGGGGGACACCAUUAUCAGCGGUAACCGCUGUAUGAGCGCUGUACAGUCCUUAAAAUGUCUUGAACAUUUUCAAGUUUUCUUAUUAAUGAAUUGCUUAUUUGGCAUUAAAAUGACAGCAUAUUGAGCAUACUCUCUAUAUAUCCCUUUAAGGUCACUGUAGAGGGUGUGACACAGGACAACACAUUAGUUUGAGCCAGAACAAAAUUCUUGUUGGAAAAACCUCUCAGUUUUUACAAAACUAUAUAACCUCGCCUUUGCCUUGACCAGCUUGUAUCUUGACUUUAACCCCAUCUUCUUCGGGUAUGCAAUUUUUUAAGUGUGAGGUUGACUUGGUGGAUUUUCUGUAGAAAGCUAAAUAACUAGUCAAAUCUUUCAAAAGUUUAACAAAAGGCAACUGAAUGAUUAAACAGAUUCCACCUUUUAGAAUAGUUCAUAUUUAGGAAGGACCUAUUAGAGUUUUCAUAAUCCUCAACAUAUUUCACGCUGCAAGACAAAAUAGGAUGACAACUAUCUCUUUACCCUAUUUUGUAACCAAAGAAAGUCACCACUCAUCUAAACUGAUGCCCUAUCAUUUGCUGUCAGAAGUAAAGAGAAGAUAGUACAGACUAGAAGGCAAAGGGUGUAAUUCUUUUUACAGCUAAUUUUUUCAUGAUGACAUAAUUUUUUUUUUGUCUCUUUUUGGGAUGAAGGAGUCAUUAUUUUGUGAUCUUAGCAUAGCCUAACACAAACUCUGUUCUCAUGGUUCUGAUUUGGAUCGAAUUUUUGUAGUCAAGGAUUGCCACAAAAUUUUUUACUUAUUAAUUCAAUUUUUAGCUGGGUUGUAUAUGUUUAAAUUCUGAAGUUCCCCAAAAUGGAAUAACUUUAUUACCACUUGUCUGAUGGGAUAUACAUUCCCAUCACUAUUCUCUUUGUGUGACCUGGUUGGAAAUGCCUGGACCAUGACAGUCUGGUACAGUGUUAACAUCCCAGUUCAUGCAGUAUUAAUUUGUCUGUAGAUCUUGGGUUUAAUCUCUCCUGAAUUCAUCCACACUUAUGCAAGUCAAGAAAAUUCCUUGAAUGAUGCCAAAGUAACCAAUGACUAUCAUGGCAUUUAAGGUGAAGGUAAAUCCACUGUCACUCACUUUAAGAAACAAUAUUCCAAGCAACUCGAUUCUCUCUUUUCUUGUUUGACAGCUCAUUACUCCCAACCCAGAGUGAGCGAUCAAUCUUGUUUUCAAGACUUAAUGUGUCUUGCAGCUGGUAAUCAUAGUUGAAUUACCACAUAGGAAUUUCCCCCAUUUCCCUUCUAAAGGAUCAUGAGAAGUGAGUUUGCUAGGUUUGUUAAUUUUGUUGUCAUGAAGAAACUAAGCCUGUUUAUCUCAACCUGUUUCUUGUAAUUUCAAGAAACAAAGCAACAAUCAUCUUUAACCAUGUGCACCAAUGCCUUGUGUAUGAAGAAAUGUACAUAUGCAGACCUUUUCCCAACACAAACCCACACACAGUUCAUGACUUAUUUUUAUUUCCUGGAGACUUACUCUCGCCCCAACCACAAUCGCUACCAGUUCAAUCCUAACCAAGUCUUCACCAUAACAUAUAACAAUUUAUGUUACGUGGACAUGCAUCUUCUCCUCAAGAGGAAGCACUACUAGUUGGUAUAGUUAACUCUAACAAGCUGAGUGAUCUCUGAAACAUACCCGUACAAUUAGUUACACACUUUCCUCACAAAAUAUACACUGUUAAGUUUCACAAAACCCUAACACAAAACGUAGGAGUUUCCUUCAACACAUUUUGAUAAAUAUACUCAUUAAUUUAUAUUUUGUUGUCUUGUCCUAAUAAAAUGUGAUAUGUAAAUACUGUAACUUUUGCUGGAAAGCCAUUGGAGCUAAUGAGAUGCCAGAAGGAAGACUUAAAGUUAAAAUGUAAAUGGCCAAUAAGCAUACAAUGGCCUCAUUCCAGAAAACAAACGGUGGUCAGUCAGGAAUUUGUCUGAGAACAUGUCGACGCAUCAAUGAUCACCUCAUUUUUUAUACAAAUAAAACUUUCUAUUUUCAAUGUUCACCCAUGCUGCCACUUCACUUUGAGUACUAUUACAGCAUGUUUUGUUCUCUUAAGUCCUGCUAUUAUCAGCCUCUCAGCAGACAAAAGACAUUAGAGAUCUGCUAUUUGUCCACUAAUCUGGUAAAUGGUUCAGGUCUUAAUAUUUCUGGCCUUUUUCUUUGUAAUUUAUUGAGUCUGUGGAGAGUAGUCAUUGUUUCUAGGCUUUCUUCCCCAUCAGCAAAUCGACAAUGCCUUGUAAAGCUUUUAUCCAUCUAAAGGCCUCAGUAUACUUCAAAGAAAGUAGGUUGUACUAGAAAAGUGUUUAUGGCUGUUAGCAAUGGCGACACCUGAAGGCGGGGCCAAAAAGCCUACCCUCAUAGCAUCUCUUUUCAAUGAAUCUGUCUCGUGUUUUUGUAGUUGGGAUGUCAUGACUCACAUGAAUAGCGAUACGUUUACGUCCCUCCUGGUCUCACCAUCAGAAAAGGGCUUUCAUACGAUUAAAAAAGAAAUUUCUUUAAAGCAUACCGAGGCUUUUAAGUUCAGUUGAAUUGUAAAUCCAUGAAAUAUUUUGUGUACCGACACACAUUUUUUUAUCCCUCAAGUUGCUAGGGUUAUGGCAAUCUUAAUAAAUUGGCCUGGUCAGUUUCAAUCAAUUUGUGCUGCCAUUUUGAGUUUUGUCAUUUUUUAAUUCUAGUACACAAUACUGCUGUUCUCCUUUUCCAGCAGUUGACUCACUCUUCAUCACAUGUGAAAGAAAGCAUCUUUUGGAUGCUUUUAUUAUCAGCCUUUUAACAUUCCAAACAAUUUUAAAUGAAUCUGGCAGAAACUGUCUGUUUUGUUUAUGUGUGUUUCUUUGCCUUGUUAAUAAUCCAAAUAGUUCACUGUCAUCUAUAAGUCCUUAAUGCACAUGCUACCAUAAUUCCCUCUUAACACCAAACUUCCCAGGUCUUCGUCUUGAAGUCCUUCACUUUUUUGCCACAGACUUCUGCAGAUUGUGAUGAAUCCAACAGAUGUGAUUUGAUUAAUUUCAGUGAUUGUCUUUUUACACAAUAUAAACACACAAAACUAAGCUCAUUCAACCCAAGGUUUAGGUGUUUUUGGGAGAACUGUGGUGAAUUAUUAGUUCUCAGAUGCACUUCUGCUGACCCUCCAGAUUUUGCAUGUGAAGAUUGGAAUUACACUUUCCAUAACUGAUGGUUUUGUUUGACUGAGCAACCCUUAGGCCAACAUGGUUUUGGGUCAACCUUGAAUUAAAGUUAUUUUUUUUAAAUUGAUGCAUUUAAACUCUAAAGUGGUAUUACUUUUUAAGAAUAAUUAAGAAUUUAUUUAGCCAAUUUAAUUUAAUUUUUCAUCGAAAAUAUCGGACAGCAUAAAAUAUUCUGUAUUUUGAAAUAGCUAUUCAGCUGUUAUUCCAUUUUUUAUUGUGCCGUGUAAUAUUAAAUCUCAACUUAUUUGCAAUCUGAUUAGACUUAAUGGCUUUGUUAAAAGAUGAAGUCUUUAACAACAGUUCACUGGGGUUUGAUUGUUGUGUCUUUUAGACUCCUUUUAGCUAUGUUAGUCGUGUUUAUCUUUCCAUUUUUAGAGGCCGUGGUGCUCCCCUUUCUGCUUAGAGCCACAGAAAUAUUGGGGUUUGGUUAUAAUUAGGCACAGAGACGACAUGGUAGUUGGGUUAAACACAUACUUGGUAGGGAAUGCAAAACAAAUAUACUCUCACUAGUAUAACGACCUCCUCACAUCCAGGUUUCGCAAACUGUUCAAUAUCAAUAAUCAAAGCUACUGUUGCAGUGAAAUCAUCAUUUCUAUGUUCAAUGUAUGUACUCAAAAGGUAAAUGUUAUAUUCAGCAUUUAAACAAUUUGUUUCGCUGUUUUUUCUAGGGAAAAGGGGAUGGUCAAAACCUGAUACCCGAAGUUCUUUGUAAAACUGCUUUAUAAAGCAUAUAUACAGGAUGUAUUGACCAUUAUCAAAAUCAUCGCAACUUAUAACAUUGGGCUCCCCUGUCGGAGAGGGUACCAUUUAUACGUGUUAGGCUACCAUAGAGCUAACAGGGGCACACAUCACCAGCAUGUACAAGUGAGAAAUUCUAAAAACAGUGUAUUUUAUUAUGAGGAAAAGAAGAAAAGAAAAAAAGGCUUCAACAUCUCGGUUACAGACCCCAGUAGUGCCACCCAAUCCCAUUAAUCAGGGAAAAUAUCUUCAGCCAUGAAGUCUCAGAGGUGUUUUCACAUUUCGACAGUGCUGGAUGCAUAUGCUUACUUCUGUAUAUUGGACAAUGGUACAAUAUGUUCAGUUAAUACACUGGAUUUCCUAUACAUCAUUUUUCUUCACUGGAUGUGUAUGCAUUGUGUGCUUGAGGGAAGCUCAAAUAAGUGCCAACUUUCAUGACUGCUAAACUUCCAUUUUGUUAAUUGGCUCAUGAAUAUUUACAAAAAAGAGCAACAUUUCUAGAGUUUUUAUUUGCAACACAAGCUUAAGUUGAAAAGUUGGGUUAAAUGUUAUUUUUUUGUACCCCCGUAGUACACAAACCAAAAGCCAAAGGUAAUCUAACCAUUGGUUAAAUUCAACGCUGAAUUGAAUUAGAGAUUUUUGGGGGUUGGCUUAUAGCCCUUGGUUUUAAAAAUGUAAUCAUUGUAUACGUUGUAUACAAGUGUAACACAUUGUGCUGCAGACCCUAUAGGUAUUAUAGGGUCAAGUGUUAUAUUAAUAUAUGUUUUAUUACUUACUGUACAAACCAUUGAGUUAGUGGUUAAAGCAGCAUGCACUUUAGUUGUCUUUGGCAAUAAUUAAUAUAGCUCACCAUUUCCUGUAAAGUAGCAUUGAGUUCAGUGAAAAACCCAUGUUUUUGUUGCAAAUGUUGAUGUCCAGAAACAAUCAUCCAGUGCCAUGUGAGAUAAGCCUCAUGACAGAUAUUCUCUGUUGGUUUGAAAAUAUUUCACCAAAGCUGAACCAUUUGACAAAGGACAUGUAGAGCAGUUUGUACAUCAGUAUAACAUUGAAAAUAAGACUAUAUUUUAACAACUGUAAGAAUUUCAGAUUAAGAGUAUGAAAUGGCUGUGUUCUGAGCGAGAAAUGCGUGUUUGGGUUAGGGUUAGCCAAGAGAUAAAGAAAAAAAGUACAUUUUAAAAGAAAGUACAUUUAGCAUUCUAGUUUUUAAGUACUUCCAUUUAGUGAGACUUACAUUUCAGAUGGCAAAUUGUCCUUUUUUUCUCUACUACAUUUACCUGACAGCUGUAGUAAAAAGUUACUUUAUAGACUAACAUUGUUACUUGCAAAAUAUUAAGAAGAUGCACUGCUAGAGAUUAAACUAGCUAGUGUGAUGAUAGUAAUGUUUAGGCUUUUAAUAUGCACCCGGUGAUGCAAAACUUUAUCUCUGUACAUUUAAUCUUUCUCUGUGCUUUAUUUGUAGUGAUUGCUUUAUCAUGGCUUGAUUGGUAAUGCCUUGGAACUCCAAAAGGGGGACCAUGAACAAACCUUCCUCAUUUGUUGUAUUUUAAGUAAAGACAAGUGAAGAGUC